Molecule: messenger RNA, 3018 nt
Organism: Austrofundulus limnaeus
Lineage: Eukaryota; Metazoa; Chordata; Actinopteri; Cyprinodontiformes; Rivulidae
Gene: cables2b
Product: Cdk5 and Abl enzyme substrate 2b
Exons: 10
Coding region: 152-1831 (559 amino acids)
Biological process (GO): regulation of cell cycle
Source: RefSeq, a predicted model, not a curated record
CUUGAACAACAGAGAACCUUCCUUAUGUGCAAGUUUGAACAUUUCUUCUCUAAUAUUUCAAUUCCCCUAAUUGUUGAUGAAGGUAACUCAUGGUGGUUCUGUUUACAACGUGCUUCGGCCUCUACGUCAUCACGUAAUUUGUUUGUGACCAAUGAGCGCUCAGAUGGGGCUCCGAGCUAAGGGAUUUGACAGUCUGAAGCUGAUCCCCGGGUUGGACUUCCUCAGUGGGACAGAAACCAUGGCGGCUGCUGCUGCCUGCGGACCCAACAGCUCGGUCCUGACGGUGCCGCUCGGUACCAGAGAGCACAGCCGGAAGAACCGGGAGAACUCCCGCCGCAGACAAGCCGCUCUUCUGUUCCUGAACAACAUUUCUCUGGACGGACGGCCGGUUCAGAACAGUUCGAGCCAGAAUGGAUCGAGCUGCGACAACAAAGAGACCCCGUUAGAUGGACCCAGCUGUGGUUCGGCGGCGGCCACAGCUGAUUCCUGCUCGGAAUCCGAACCCACGGUCAGCUACGGGCCGUUAGCCGGGUUCUCCGGGUCACCGUGCGGUGGGGAUGUCACUCCCAACCUGAGGACCGGACUCACCGUUAUACCGCCCAUCCUGGUCCUUCCAUCCGAGCCGGGCUUUAACGAUGCGGGGAGCGCGGAGGUUCUGCUCGGGUGUCGCCGAGGUUCGGUUCCGUCCCCGGGCAGCAGUAACCUGCUGUCUCUGUCCCCGUCCAACACCAACCUGCUGCCGUCCCCGCUGGGUCCACGGAAGUCCCCCACACUGCUGUCUGUCCAGAGCUGUAACUCUGUGUCAUCGGAACCGAGACCCAGAAGUCGGAACCUUUCUGGUGGUUCUCCAAGACCUCAGCACACCAAGAAGAUCCACUUCAUCAAAAACAUGAAACAAUACGACACCAGAGGCAGCAGAAUCGUGUUGAUCUGUGCUAAGAGGUCUCUGUGUGCUGCCUUUUCUGUUCUACCGUACGGAGAGAGCUUCUACCUCAGUGAGCCCACAUUAAACCACUCCCGGAGGAGACACUCCUCAGGAAACAUCUCCACCACCCUAGAGAUGCUGCCAGGCCUGGAGGGCUUCCAGCUGGACUGUUAUGGCAGGUCUGUGUCAUACGCUCAGUUCCUGUACCCCACCAAUGCCCUGGUGAGGCAAAAACCAUGUUCAACCAGUGAGUUGACAUUACAGAUUCCCAUGUCCAGGAGCACACACAGCAUGCUGGGCAGAACUUAUCAUUCCAGUCAACUGAACAGCACCGUGGGACUGGACCUGGGUGUAGAUGAUGUGAUGGACUACGACCCCAACCUCCUCAGUGACCCCCAGUGGCCUUGUGGGAAACAUAAACGAGUUCUCAUCUUCGCCUCCUACAUGACGACAGUAAUUGAGUACGUCAAACCAUCUGACCUGAAGAAAGACAUGAACGAGACGUUUAAGGAGAAGUUUCCCCAUAUUAAACUCACCCUCAGUAAAAUUCGCAGCCUGAAGAGAGAGAUGAGAACAGUUGGGGAGGAUUGUGGCCUGCAGCCCGUCACAAUUGCCAUGGCGUUUGUCUACUUUGAGAAGCUGGUACUCCAGGGUCGACUUAACAAACAAAACAGGAAGUUGGUGUCAGCUGCCUGUAUCCUGUUGGCUGCCAAAAUCAGCAGUGACUUGAAGAAACAGGAGGUUAAACACCUCAUUGAUAAACUAGAGGAGCGUUUCCGGAUCAGCAGGAAGGAGCUCAUAUCCUUUGAGUUCAUCAUCCUUGUGGCUCUGGAGAUGGCACUCUACCUCCCUGAGAGUAAAGUCUUGCCACAUUACAGACGGCUGGUGCAGCAGCAGCAGGUGUAGCCGCCCCACCUUUAUCACCUCAUUGUGCCUGACUCAAAGGCACAGCAGAACCAGAACCCACCAUCUAUCUGAUCUGUGCACAGGCCUGAGCUCGGGCCCGCCUCUGCUGCCUGGCUGUAAGGAAAGACACGACACCAAAGUUGCGACGCACUGUGACCAACAAGACUCUGGAAAGUCCCCAAUCAGCAUCAUCAUCAUCGUCGUCAGUCCCUCAGAGUUUGACCCUGUCAGUCUGAGCUGUAAAAUUUAAAUCAUUCCUUUUGAACUUUGAUCAUGUUUGAAACACAAAAAUAGCAUCAAAGAUUUUGGAUUUUCUGAUGUUACAAAUAUUUUUGAACCAAAUGAUAUGAAAACAGUAUAAAGAUUGUUUUUCACUGAAUCCUUCUUACACAAAUCACACCAUUAUAGAAGAAAAAGUGGAACUCCUGAAACAAAAAGUCUUUUUAAAAUACUAAACUGUAGCAGUUUUAUAGUUUAAAUGUUUACACUUACUUACUAAUCAUUAUUAUUGAUUUUUGACAAUCAUUUCAAGCUCCUGAAACUGAGAACCAACACAGAGAGGUUUCAGUGUCAGAGAUUUACAGCAGCGUAUCGCAUCUAUAGUGGACGCAGUUCUGAAUCUAGUGUUGAGAUUAUGGUUGAAAUAUGCCAAGAAUAAAAGUCAAAAUGGCUGAAAUUAAGUUAUUUAGAAAUCAAGAGAUCACUAAUAACCCUUUAGUUAUGUCUGUAUAUGUCACCACAGUAAAAAGAAAUGAACCUGGAGCUGCACACAAGUUAAGAGUAGUUCAGAGUGAGUUUUACUGAAGUACAAUAUUUAUGAUGUAAACCAUUUUAAAAUUUUCAGUCUGAGAGUAUUUUCAGUUCAACACUACUGUACUGUGUUUGAGACUUAUUGUGAAGGACGGAAGGAAGUUUUGAGUUUAGCUGCUGUAGCAGAAAAGAAAUCUUGAAACACUUUCCACUCUGAGCUGUGAAACAUUUGAAGCAAAUCUUCUGAAGGACCCCACAGCUAGUGUCUCAUCAGCCUGAAUGUUUUCAACAGCGUUCAUGAGAAAUCGUUCAAAAUAUCUGGAAAACGUUUGCAGGGUUUCCCUCAUUUCUUCAUGAAUCACCGAGCUCUCAUCACCAGACUUUUUCAAAUAGGAAGUAUAAGAAAUGUGAGACAGUAGCUAUGUUUACAUGCACAA